AUGUCGACGUUCUUCAGAGGCCCUGUCUGCGGCACUGACAAUUGCCGGUCGCGGCUGUGGCGUAUCAUCGACGGCCGCCGAACCUGUCAGUACGGGCACGUUAUGGACGGCGACGUCGAGUUCAACGACGACGAAGACAACAUCAACAGCAUGGGCGUGGUGACCCGCCGUUUGAACCUCACCACCAACGCCACGGGCAGUUUCCGCGCCAGCUCGCAGUCACAAACGCUGGGCCAGUCAAACCCGGCCGAAUUUACCAAAACCUAUGGCCCUGAGGGCGAUCGACUAUUUCUGAAAUGUUUCCAGCACGUGCUGCGCCUGCAGUGUGGCUGGCUCGUGCAGCACGAGCACUUCCCGCCGGUGUUCCCGCACGUGGUCAAGCUGCUGUGGGCGCGGCUGCUGCCCGCCGUACACAACGACGACAACCACGCCGGUACCGGCGUCCCGACCGCCACGCGCACCCGGCCGCCAGGCCGGUACCGGCUGUCGCUGCUGUCCUCGGUGUGUCUCCUGCACAUGGCCGGCACCCAUUUGCGACUGCCGGUGUUCUGGUUCGACUACCUGCGCUGGAUGUGCAACCUGCAACUGCCGUAUUUCAAAGCCGGUCUGCACCUCCCGGCCGUAUGGCGCAGACAGCUGCCGAAUUACUACCUGCAGUUGCUGGAAGGCGGCAAAGUGCCGGCCGAAGGCCAGUUCUACCACAAACUCGCGCGCACGUGCCGGGCCGUGCAGCCGCCGAGCUUUUUUAGCCGCGCAGUAGCGCUCGAGCCGCUGCUGCUGAAGCUGCUGCUGGCGCUGCGACUGCCGCCACAACCGCUGUUCUUCCACGUACUGGACCUGGUACAAAGAAUCCGACAAAACACCUCUGCCGAACCGUUCCCGGGCGACGAACUCCCGGAACGGGACCUGCUUCACCUACAGCCCGAGCUCGGCGCCGUGGCGUGUCUGAUCGUGACGCUGCGGUUCCGGCUGCUGCAGGGCGAGGAUAAGUUUCUGACGCGCUACUGCGCCGGCUGGUUGCUGGCAAACGCCGGCGACCUCGUGACGCAGCUUUCGUCCACAACCUCCACCUCAACGGCUUCCCUGGCCGCAACGGACCAAUACCUGGAAUGGCUCGAGACCCGCUUUUUGCCUGCCAGUACUCGCGGCGGCGGCGGCGGCGGCGACGAGUCCACGGAGCCGGGCUCGCAGCCCCGCAGUAUCGACCAGCGUAUUGCGGACCGUAAGUUGCACGCGCUGUUCCCGCUGGAACGCGUCGGCGUUUCGUCGGCGGCUCCGGCUCCGGCUCCGGCUCCGGCUCCGGCUUCCACCUCCGACGUCCGGGACGCGUACCGUGCAAUAUGUCAGGAUGCUGCAGCGGCCAACGUCGCGGGCGACGCCGAGGAACUGGCGUCGCGCGUGGAAACGCAACUGGUGAUUUGGACAUGCCCCCUACUUGCCAUUACCGAGGCCCAAAUGCGUCGCUGCAUCGAACAUGCAUACAGGUGCGCCGGGCCUGCAUGA
Lachancea nothofagi CBS 11611 is the source of this 1503-nucleotide messenger RNA. NCBI's taxonomy places the organism in Eukaryota, Fungi, Ascomycota, Saccharomycetes, Saccharomycetales, Saccharomycetaceae. The record is from the annotation of a GenBank genome assembly.